AUGGCGGACGGCGAUGUGGCGCCGGCAGUGGCGGCCAUGGCUGCGGCGGAGGCGAGGAGGAGGAGGAGGGACAAGGCGGAGCGGGUGGCGCUGCCGGCCGGCAUGGUGCUGGUGCAGCUUCUGACGGUGGGCACCAUGCUGCUGUCGAAGGUGGCCAUGAACCGCGGGAUGCACCCCCUGGUCCUGCUCGUCUACCGCAACCUCGUCGCCGCCGUCGCCGUCGCCCCCCUCGCCGCCGUCUUCGAGAGGGAGAUGUGGAAGAAGGUGAACCUCACCGUGCUGGGCUGGAUCUCCAUCAACGCUAUGUUCGGAGUUUUGCUUGCGAUGGGGCUGUACUACUGGGGGCUGCGGGACACCAGCGCCGCCUACGCCGUCGACUUCCUCAACCUCAUCCCCGUGGCCACCUUCCUCAUCGCCGUCGUGCUGCGGGCCGAGCGCCUCUCCCUCUCCCACUGGCCCGGCAGGAUGAAGCUCCUGGGCGCAGCGGUGGGCGUCGCCGGCACCAUGGUGGUCAGCUUCUUCAAGGGCACUCGUCUCCCGCUGCCGCACCUCCACUUCCACGACCACGCCCACGGCGGCGCGCCGACCGCCGCGCCACACGGCACCCGCGACAUGGCCGCCGGCACGCUGUGCCUGUGCGGGAGCUGCGUAAGCUACGCGCUCUGGUUCGUCGUGCAGGCCAGGGUCGCCAAGGUGUUCCCGUCCCGGUACUGGGCCACCGCGCUCACAUGCGCCGCGGGCAGCCUGCAGUCCGCCGCGGCCGCCGCCGUGGCGUUCGCCCUCACCCCCACCGGCGACAGACAUGGCUGGGCGGCGGAGUGGAGGCUGGGGUGGGACCUGCGCCUGGUCACGGUGGUGUACUCCGGGGUGUUCAACACGGGCGCCACGUUCGUGCUCGUGUCGUGGGCGGUGGCGCGCCGCGGGCCGGUGUACCCGCCCAUGUUCAACUCGCUAUCGCUGGUGGUCACCGCCGCCGUCGACGCCGUGUUUCUCGGCACCGACCUCUACCUCGGCGGUGUUCUCGGGGCGGCGCUCGUCGUCGUAGGCCUCUACGCGUUCCUGUGGGGCAAGCGCAAGGAGCUCACCGCUGCCGCCAAAGGGGACGACCGCGAGCAGGGGCUGCGGCGAGGACACACCGACGAUGGCGUCGCCUAG
Messenger RNA from Triticum turgidum subsp. durum (durum wheat), 1155 nucleotides. Lineage: Eukaryota; Viridiplantae; Streptophyta; Magnoliopsida; Poales; Poaceae. The record is from the annotation of a GenBank genome assembly.